Molecule: messenger RNA, 1545 nt
Organism: Pisolithus orientalis
Lineage: Eukaryota; Fungi; Basidiomycota; Agaricomycetes; Boletales; Pisolithaceae
Product: GatB/GatE catalytic domain-containing protein
Exons: 12
Coding region: 1-1545 (514 amino acids)
Biological process (GO): mitochondrial translation; glutaminyl-tRNAGln biosynthesis via transamidation
Molecular function (GO): glutaminyl-tRNA synthase (glutamine-hydrolyzing) activity
Source: RefSeq, a predicted model, not a curated record
AUGAACCUCGUCCGUCCGCGUCCCAUAUGGCGGGCACAACAGCGCGAAAGAGUGGAGGACAGGAGAUGGCCUGGUUGGGAAGUCGUCAUUGGCAUCGAAGUGCACGCACAAAUCAAAUCGCGGAAAAAGUUGUUUUCUGCUCAUACCAACGAGGCUCCCAACACGGCUGUGUCUUGUUUUGACGCUGCACUUCCUGGAACGCUGCCCAGCCUGAAUCCGAAAUGUGUAGAACUAGCGGUCCGCACUGCACUAGCCCUGAAUGCACAUGUUCAGCGGCGUUCAGCAUUUGAUCGGAAACACUAUUUUUACCCCGACCUUCCUUCUGGCUACCAGAUCACUCAGCGGUAUGCACCGUUGGCGAGAGGAGGUUAUUUGAAGCUCUCUCGCGGUGAUGUCACUGUCCGUAUCACACAAUUACAGUUAGAACAAGAUACCGCGAAGUCAACGUUCCAUGCUGACCGACGCGUUUCACUCGUAGACCUGAACCGGGCGGGAUCCGGCCUGAUGGAAAUUAUUUCUGAGCCCGACAUGAGGUCACCGGAAGAGGCAGGAGAUUAUGUUCGAACUCUACAGACAUUGUUACGUGCGGUUGGAUCCAGCGACGGUAGCAUGGAACUCGGCUCUUUGCGAUGUGAUAUCAACGUGUCGGUGAAUCGCCAUGGACAGCCACCUGGAACGCGGUGCGAAAUCAAAAAUUUGAAUAGCAUCAAAUUCACGAUGACGGCCAUCACCUCUGAGGUCUUCCGUCACAUUGAACUUCUGGAGAGUGGGCGAACGGUCCCUCAAGAGACACGUGGAUUCGAUGAGGACAAGGCAGAGACGUUUAAACUACGGAGCAAAGAAGAUUCGCCGGACUACAGGUACAUGCCGGACCCCAAUCCUCCCACCGCUGCUUCUCUCUCAGGUGAGUGCCAUGAAUCAGAAUACAUCGAGCGCGUCCGGUCCUCUAUGCCGGAGCUUCCCAGUGAAACACGCGUGCGCCUUCUUUCUAUGGGCUUGUCAGAGCGUGACGCAGACGUUCUCAUGACCGUCGAUGCUGGGCGUGAGGUCGGAUUUGAUGGAGAAAUUGGAAAGGGCGCCGUUGCCUACUUUACUGAUCUCGUUUGCGGGCGGGAUCCCAAGAUAGUAGAUGACUCACGAUCUCCUCGGCCAGGCUGGCCUGCGCGCAAAGAGACUUUUAGCGAUAAUCCUGUGUCAGUAAAACACAUGGGUGAGCUUAUAGACAUGGUGCAAAGUGGCAAAGUGACAGGUACGUCGGGCAAGACGCUCUUACGCCACAUGAUAAGCCACAGGUCACUCGAUUCCCCUUCGAAGCUAGCUAAGGAACUAGGUCUUAUCGCGCUUUCCCGGGACGACUCUUCGUUGGUCAAAGAGUGGUGUUUGGAAGCAAUUGAAGAGCUUCCCCAACAAGCGGAGGCUGUGAAGAAGGGAAAUCUCCCUGUUUUAAACAAACUUGUUGGCAAGGUCAUGAAAUUGGGUAAAGGUCGAGCGAACGCGGAGAUAGUACGGACGUUGCUCUUGGCGUUACUGAGGCAGGAGCGUUAA